AUGGAUGAAGCGAGCGAUUACCACGAGGAUCAUCUCCGUCCGCAGAAAAAGCGUCGCAAAUAUAUUGCAAAAGCAUGCAACGAAUGCAAACGUCGCAAGAUCAAAUGCAAUGGCCAGACGCCGUGUCAGCGGUGUGGCCGGCAGCGCGUCGAUUGCAUUUAUGCGGAUAAUCCGCGGACCCUGGGCGAUACACUGUACGUUCGCCUGGCAGCUCGGAAACCGUGCUCGUGGAAUGGAUGCGAGCUAAAGAAGCAAUAA
Aspergillus chevalieri is the source of this 258-nucleotide messenger RNA. RefSeq names its product Zn(II)2Cys6 transcription factor domain-containing protein. The record is from RefSeq and is a predicted model, not a curated record. The coding region runs from base 1 to 258 and encodes 85 amino acids. Gene Ontology annotation, molecular function: DNA-binding transcription factor activity, RNA polymerase II-specific; zinc ion binding. Gene Ontology annotation, biological process: regulation of DNA-templated transcription. NCBI's taxonomy places the organism in Eukaryota, Fungi, Ascomycota, Eurotiomycetes, Eurotiales, Aspergillaceae. The transcript has 2 exons.